AUGGACAAGAUAUUUAAUAUCACGAACGAAGAAUUAAAAGAUUUAAAUCUUGUUCAAUACAAGAAGAAACUUUUUCAACACUUUAAUAUACAACAAAAUCCUCACGAGAAAUCAGCCAUUGCUCUUCAUUUGGAGUGUGCAGUUUUGCCUUCUACUCAAACACUUUUAAUAUAUCCACCUAGACAUGACGGAGAGGUAAUUUCAGAAACAUCACAACUCAUUGGAUUAUGGAGGAAGAGAUUACUCUGCUUUUUAUACUUGUUAUAUGUAGAUAGUUUAUAUCCGAUCCUUUCCCAAAUUCAGUACCAUCUUAAACAUCACAUUGUUGUGAGUUAUUCCUCGAGUAGUAGCAACAGUUCGACCAUAAACCCUCCUGUUUUAAUUUGGAGUGGAGCCCAACAUUAUCCUCCUGAAAGAAAAAUUUGUAUACUUGUGGAAUUGUUUUUCCUUCUCCGAUUGUUCUCUCUUUCAUUUUCUCUAUUCUCUUCGACGGAACUAGUUUUAACACAAGACAUUUCAGAUUACAUUUCAGAAUCCAAUACUUCAAAUCAAGAUAUUCUGUGGAUGAAGAAUGAAACUUUGCAUUCUCUAUUUUCUCGUGCAGAAUAUAAUGAUGAAAGCAAACUCUCUCAAUUCAUAAUAUUAACCAUUUUAUCAUAUCCUAAUUUUCUAUCGAAACUUCAUGAAAUGAUCACACAACACGAAUCUUAUUCAUUGAAAGGCAUGAGAAGUCACGGUCUCUAUCCCAAAUUACUCAAUGACAAACAUUUUUUACCUUCUAUUCACACAUUCAGACAUGGCCAUACCAAGUCAUUAAGUGAAUUGAUGACUUUGCAACCAAGCCACUAUGCAUUUGAGGAAUCUUUGUACUUUAAUCAACAACAACCAAAUAUUAUGGCUGGAACAACAACUAACAGUUCUCAAUCUCCAUUAUCUAGAUUUGAGACAAAAUUUUUCCGACCAACACCUCCAAUGUUGGAGUUUAAUCCGGACUUUGAGCUCAUGUGGAUCAAUGAUGUCAACACUUAUUCAAGUUCUCAAUAUAUUGGACAAAUGAAACAAAAGCCUUCUGAAUAUCAUUUGGAUACGGGAUUUGAUAUUGAUUCUACACAUUUAUUUUGUUUGUAUGAGUUGAACUCGUCUAAUAAGGGAGGUUUCAUGAGUUCGAAUCAUCAAAGAGGACAAACAUCGACACCUUUCAGUCAAUCCUCUGAAACAAGCCAAGCUGUAGGAGACUCAGGAGGCGUAGUUUUGAUGAAACGAGGUAAAACAAAUCAAGAGAACGAACUUAACGAGCUAUUUUCCAAAGCGUUUAAACAGCAGCUUCAACCAGUACAAACCAAAAAUCUCAUUCAAAAUUUUGACAAAAUUACCAUGUUUACAGAAUUAUUGACACCUAACAGGUUGACAGAUUUAGUCAAAAACAACCGAGAGCUGGCAAGCAAGUGCUUACAAGUACUUAUUCAUACGAACAACAAGCGUUUAAACGAGUACAUGUCAGUACUGGUGUCUAUUCCCGUUUCUUUGCAACUAUUGGAAGUUGUAAAUACUCUCCUUAACAAGUCUGAUGCUGUGACCACCAAUUUAUUUACUCAAAACUUGGAAGAUUCUAAAAGCUCAUCCUUCCUUCAUACACUAUUGCGAAAUUGCAUGGCACACUGUAAUCAGUCCGCUCAAGACCCACCAUCUCAAACCAGAAAAGUUAGAUUGGUUUGCGUUUUUGUUCAGAGAUUAAUUAGAGAAGAAAUCCUCACUGUAAACCCUGAAGACUUUAUAUUUUUGGAAUUGCAAAGUUUUUGCAUUGAAUUUGUGAAAAUCAAAGAAGCAGCAGAACUUCACUCGCUACUUUUGGCAAGGAAAUAA
Molecule: messenger RNA, 1863 nt
Organism: Naegleria lovaniensis
Lineage: Eukaryota; Heterolobosea; Eutetramitea; Acrasida; Naegleriidae
Exons: 1
Coding region: 1-1863 (620 amino acids)
Biological process (GO): mRNA catabolic process; negative regulation of translation
Cellular component (GO): CCR4-NOT complex
Source: RefSeq, a predicted model, not a curated record